Messenger RNA from Strongyloides ratti, 1074 nucleotides. Its product is annotated as GPCR, rhodopsin-like, 7TM domain and 7TM GPCR,olfactory receptor/chemoreceptor Srsx family-containing protein. Gene Ontology annotation, cellular component: membrane. NCBI's taxonomy places the organism in Eukaryota, Metazoa, Nematoda, Chromadorea, Rhabditida, Strongyloididae. The transcript has 2 exons. The record is from RefSeq and is a predicted model, not a curated record. The coding region runs from base 1 to 1074 and encodes 357 amino acids.
AUGUUGGAUAUUGAUGAUUCAAAAGAUUCAGAAAACUGUAAUAUUCAUUCAUUUAUAGGUAAAGCAUAUGAAUAUUAUUUUAUGGGAAUUUUAUUAAUAUUGAUAGGAAUAUCAACACCAAUAUUUAUAUUUGAAAUAAGUGUUUUUUAUAAUUUACUUCUUUUUUUGGCUGGUUUAUUAAUGGUUAUAACAAAUAUUAUAUAUAUAUAUAUUAUUGUAAAAUUUAAUUUAACAAAAAUUUCUAUACAAUAUGUACUUGCUAGAAAUUUAUCAACAGAAAGUAUUUUACUUGGUUUACAUCAUAUCAUUAUACCUAUUAUUAAUUUAAUUAUUAUUAAUCCAAAUUUAACAUUAUAUAAUUCAAUGUUAUGUAGAAUAAGAAGUAUUACAGAAAUAUUUUUAUUAUACCUAUUUGAAGUAUCAUUUGCACUUCGUGUUAUAACAUUUAUUAUAAUGUUAAAUUACCCAGUUAUUUAUCAUAAUAUAAUUGAUCAUAAUAAAAAAGGAAAAUUUAUUAUAUUUCCUGUUAUUAUUAUUGCAAUACUAGCAACAUCAUUUUUUACAAUUGAUAGUUUUUCAAUAACACAAUUUAAAAUUUGUACUUUUUAUUCAGCAUUUGGUAAAGUAUAUGAAACUUUUUUUAUUGGAUUAAUUGGAUUUAUAGUAAUUUUAACAAUUCCAGUAUUAUAUCUUGGUAGUAUUGCUAUAAAUAAAAUGAAAACUGAAGGAAGUUAUAAAAAUAGUGUUAUUCAGUUACUUAAUUAUGAAAUAACAGUAUUUACAGGUUGUUGGUUUAUUCCAAAUAUGUUUAUUUUUAUAUUUUAUUUUAUUAAUAUAAAAAAAGAUCAAAUGGGAAUGUUAUAUGAUAUAAGUAGUUUAGUAUUAUCAAUAUCUGGUAUUGUAGAAUUUCCUUUUACAAUAUGGAAAAAUCGUGAUGUUAAAAAUUGUUUUUACAAAAUAAUAGGAAAAAAAUCAAAUGUUGUUAUAAAUGGUAAUGGUUUUAAAAAAAAAACUAAUAUUUGUAUUAAAUUUCCUUCAACAAUAAAUACGGAUAAUAAAUUUUUAAACAAAUAA